Brassica rapa (field mustard) is the source of this 1747-nucleotide messenger RNA. RefSeq lists its product as uncharacterized. Gene Ontology annotation, biological process: ubiquitin-dependent protein catabolic process. Gene Ontology annotation, cellular component: endoplasmic reticulum. Lineage: Eukaryota; Viridiplantae; Streptophyta; Magnoliopsida; Brassicales; Brassicaceae. Gene Ontology annotation, molecular function: metal ion binding; ubiquitin protein ligase activity. The record is from RefSeq and is a predicted model, not a curated record.
GAUUCCUCUCCCUCUUCCUUCUCCUCUUUCUCUCUGCUGCUUAAGAGGUUUCGGUUCGUUAACCCAAUUUGAUUGGACGUUUGUAAAUCUAAAAGUACUAAUAAAGAGCGAAUCUUCAAUGGCAUUAUCAGCUAAAGCUUCGGACUUUGUUGUUAUAGCUGAUUGAUCGAUUAACCUAAUCCCACAUCCUCCAUACUCGUUCAUUCUGUUUGUGUGGAUAACAAAGUGAAAGGAAUAGCUUUUUUUUUUUUUUUUAGUUAAUUGAUGGGUGAAGAGUUAGCUGACACAAUGAACCUGGAUUUGAAUCUAGGCCCUGGUCCUGAGUCGUCAGAUCUCCACCAUGCCCUAUAUGAAACUGUGAAUUUCGCUGAUUGGAGUACCGAGCCACCAUCGGUUAGAUCCUCAGACGCUGUGACAAGGAUCAGAACCCGGCACAGGACAAGGUUCAGACAACUUAAUCUCCCCAUCAUCCCGGUUCUGUCUGAAACCAUGACUAUAGAGUUAAGCCAGUUGAUGGGAGGCUCUCCAAACGGAGUUGCUUUGCAGACUGGUGAGGGUAGUGAAAGAGGCAAUGAAGAUCUGAAAAUGUGUGAGAACGGUGAGGGAGGAGCCACUGGGGACGGUGUAACAGAUAAGGUGACUUCCAAAACCAGUGGCGGCGGCGCCGGAGAUGGUAACUUCUUCGAUUGUAAUAUAUGUUUGGACGUGUCAAAGGAGCCGGUUCUCACUUGCUGUGGCCAUCUUUACUGUUGGCUGUGUCUGUUCCAAUGGCUAAACAUCUCUGAAGCAAAGGAGUGUCCUGUCUGCAAAGGAGAGGUGACCUCCAAAACAGUGACACUGAUCUACGGGCGUGGGAACCAUAAAAGAGAAGUUGUUGAAGAGUGUUUAGAUACAAAGAUCCCUAUGAGACCUCAUGCAAGACGCAUUGAGAGUUUGAGGAAUACAAUUCAAAGGUCGCUUUUUACUAUACCAAUGGAAGAGAUGAUUAGACGUAUACAAAGUCGGUUUGAUAGGGACUCAACCCUUGUCCCUGACGCAUCAAAAAGAGUUCACGAUCGAGCUAAUUCGAUUCUUAACCGGUUGAUGACUUCUAGGGGAGUUAGAUCAGAGCAUAACCAGGCUAGUGCUGCAGCAGCAUCAUCAGAGGAUAUUGAUCUGAAUCCUAACAUUGCUGCUCCUGAUCUUGAAGGAGAGACCACCAACACGAGAUUCUAUCCUCUGUUGAUCAGGAGACAGUUACAGUCACACAGAGUUGCAAGGAUGUCGAAUUUCACCUCUGCAUUGAGCUCUGCUGAGAGGCUUGUUGAUGCGUAUUUUAGAACUCAUCCAUUGGGGAGGAGCUACCAUCAGGAGCUGCACCAUCAUUUUCCUGUUGUGGUUGAUGAUAGAAAUUCUUUCUCAAGCAUUGCAGCUGUGAUGAACUCUGAGAGUCAAGUGGAUACUGCAGUUGAGAUUGAUUCAAUGGUUACUCUUUCGACGUCUUCUUCGAGGAGAAGGAAUGAGAAUGGGUCGAGGGCUUCUGAUGUAGACAGUGCUGAUUCUCGCCCGCCUAGGAGAAGGAGGUUUACUUGAAACGAAUAGAAGAAAAAGGGUUUCAAUCUGUGGAAGAUGGUGUGAUGAGGAAGAAGAAGAUUGUAACUGUGUUUUUCUUUUGUUCCUUCUUGGUUUGUUGUAUCUUGAUUUGUAAAAUGGGAGAAUUUCAGUUUACGACAUAUUUAGUACCAUUUUACAAUUUUAUAAAUGCUAA